CGGGACACAUGAACAAUGAACAUAUUGCGCUGACAACAACCAGCGUCAAGUUACCUCGAAAUAUACCUUCUGGCCAAGCGCCAGCCAUUUGAAACAUAAUGGCGAUUCAGAAGAAGCACGGAAAAGGUCGUCUUGACAAGUGGUACAGAUUGGCCAAAGAGAAAGGUUACCGAGCCCGUGCCGCCUUCAAGUUGAUCCAGUUGAACAAGAAAUAUGGUUUCCUCGAGAAAAGUAAGGUCCUUCUGGAUCUUUGCGCUGCCCCAGGAUCAUGGUGUCAGGUAGCGGCAGAGGCCAUGCCGGCCAACAGUCUCAUCGUUGGAGUCGAUCUUUCUCCGAUCAAGCCUAUUCCUAAAGUCAUAACUUUCCAAAGCGAUAUCACUACCGAUAAGUGUCGCGCGACAAUUAGGCAACACUUGAAGACAUGGAAGGCCGAUACUGUGCUUCACGAUGGUGCGCCCAACGUUGGUACUGCUUGGGUUCAGGACUCCUUCAACCAAGCCGAACUCGCUCUUCAAUCUAUGAAAUUAGCAACAGAGUUUCUAGUCGAGGGUGGUACAUUUGUUACGAAGGUUUUCCGAUCGAAAGAAUACAACAAACUUCUCUGGGUCUUUAACCAACUAUUCACCAAAGUCGAAUCAACGAAACCUCCAUCUUCUCGAAAUGUCUCUGCCGAAAUUUUCGUCGUAUGUCGCGGUUACAAAGCUCCCAAACAUCUUGAUCCCAAGUUCCUUGACCCGCGGUCGGUAUUUGCCGAACUCGCAGAUCAGGCGCCCAACAACGAAGCCAAGGUUUAUAAGCCUGAGAUUAAGAAGCGGAAGAGAGGCGGUUAUGAAGAGGGCGACUAUACACAAUUCAAGGAAAUUCCAGCAAGUCAGUUCAUCGAAACCGUCGAUCCUAUAGCGAUACUCGGUAGUUACAACAAGCUCUCCUUUGAACAACCACGCAAUGGUGAUGUGGCGCUCGCAGCAUUGGAUAAGAUGCCAGAUACAAACGAGGAAAUCAGGAUAUGCUGUGCAGAUUUGAAGGUGUUAGGCCGGAGAGAAUUCAAGCUCUUGCUCAAAUGGCGAUUGAAGGCCCGCGAGGCUUUUGGGUUGCCGACCAAGAAGACUGCGAAAUCUGCCGAACCCGAGGAGGAGGUUGCAGAGGUUGAAUCCAUGGAUGAGGAACUAAAAAUCCAGGAAGAGUUGCAGGCACUAAAGGACAAGGAUAACUCCAAAAAGAAACGUGAACGACGAAAGGAGAAUGAGCAGAAGCAAAAGGAGAUUGUGCGAAUGCAAUUGCACAUGGUUGCCCCUAUGGACAUCGGCAUGGAACAAGAUGGUCCUGCCGGUCAUGACUCCAUGUUUGCUCUAAAGCCCAUUGAUAAGCAUGGAGCGGCCAACAAAAUCGCGAAGGGGAAGAUGGCCAUCAUAAAUGAGUCAAAGAAGGACAAAGAUAGUGGCAUCGGAUCUUCAGGUGACACAGAUGAGGAGGACGAAGAAGAAGAUCGUCUUGAACGAGAACUUGAUGGCAUGUAUGAUCAAUACAGGGAACGAAAAGCAGCAUCGGAUGCAAAAUACCGGGCAAAGAGAGCUAGGAAGGAACACGAUGAUGGCGAGUGGGAAGGAGUAUCAGGAGACGAGCAGCAGUCUAGCGACGAGGAAGGAUUAGAUGUGGAUGAGGAUAGUAACGAUGACUCUGAUGAAGAUGAGGCCCCGUCAAAACCUCUCCUUACUGAUCUCGAUAACCAACCUGCAGCGUCUGGGGGUCUAUCAAAACGAGCCACCAAUUUCUUCAGCCAGGACAUAUUCAAAGAUAUAUCAGGUAUUCUUGAUGAACCAGAAGCCGACGAAAUGGACGUCGAUGAGGAUGGAGAUUCUGACGUAGAAAUAAUCACCACGAAAAAAGAAACAAAGGCUAAAAAGGAAAAGGUCAAGACACCUAAGGGUGGUGUUCCCUCUGAAUCUGAAGAUGGGGAUCAAGGCGGCUUUGAGGUAGUUAAGCAGGAUGAAGAGGAUGAUUGGGAAAAUGAAGACAAACGUCGAGCGGACGGAAGACUGGAUAUCGACAUCAUCACCGCCGAAGCCAUGACCCUUGCGCACCAGUUGGCAACAGGCCAAAAGACAAACUACGACGUUGUCGACGACGGCUUCAACAAGCGUGCCUUCCGAGACCGCGACGGGCUACCGGACUGGUUCAUCGACGACGAAUCCCGCCACGACAAGCCCCAAAAGCCGAUCACCAAAGCCGCAGCCGCAGCGAUCAAAGAGAAGACGCGCGCCCUCAACGCCCGUCCCAUCAAGAAAGUCCGCGAGGCCAAAGCCCGCAAGAAGUUCAAGGCCGCCCAGCGCCUCGAGAAGCUAAAGAAGAAGUCCGACCUCCUGGCCAACGAAGAGGGUCUGACGGAGAAGGAGAAGGCGGACAGCAUAUCGAGACUCAUAUCCAAGGCCGCGAAGAAGAAGCCGAGCCAGCCGGCGAAACUCGUCGUCGCGAGGGGUCUGAAUAGGGGUAUCAAGGGACGUCCGAAGGGCGUUAAGGGUAGGUAUAAGAUUGUGGAUCCGAGGAUGAAGAAGGAGCUUAGGGCGCAGAAGAGGAUUGCGAAGCGGAAGUAGGGUAUUCAUCUACAUGCAUGGGUAUCUAGAAAAUGGGAAAAUGGGGGAGGGUUGUGGGAAAAGAAAAGACUUGUCUAUGUAUUGACGCUAGUUUGGUGUAGAUAGACUUUGGAAUACGAUAUACCCUCGUCGUAAGAA
This is a messenger RNA of Annulohypoxylon maeteangense, 2729 nucleotides long. RefSeq names its product AdoMet-dependent rRNA methyltransferase spb-1. The transcript has 3 exons. NCBI's taxonomy places the organism in Eukaryota, Fungi, Ascomycota, Sordariomycetes, Xylariales, Hypoxylaceae. Gene Ontology annotation, cellular component: nucleus; preribosome, large subunit precursor; nucleolus. The record is from RefSeq and is a predicted model, not a curated record. Gene Ontology annotation, biological process: maturation of LSU-rRNA from tricistronic rRNA transcript (SSU-rRNA, 5.8S rRNA, LSU-rRNA); rRNA methylation; maturation of 5.8S rRNA from tricistronic rRNA transcript (SSU-rRNA, 5.8S rRNA, LSU-rRNA). Gene Ontology annotation, molecular function: rRNA (guanine) methyltransferase activity; rRNA (uridine-2'-O-ribose)-methyltransferase activity. Bases 99 to 2591 code for a protein of 830 amino acids.